AUGGCCUUCCCUGUACUUUUACAAGAAAGCCGCUGUCCAAACGAAAGAAAAUCUCCGGAUAUAGGUAUUUUCUCGCCUUUCCACGUUGAGCAUGUGCUCCAACCUCUCCUUGGUGAAUGGUAUUUUGCCGGUAUCAAGCUUGGAGGAGUCAGUCGCCACAAUGGCAUUCCGUUCUUCUCUGUAGAGGGCAUACGGUGGGUAGAGUCUCGUUGUGGCCAGAGCAAGAACUUGGAUCGAUUCGCUAGGUUCUUUCAUUCAUGGGGAACAACCCCGAGAUCCAUACCCGACUCUCCCAGACCUCUCGGAGAUCAAAAGUACUCCCAAUUACCAGAAAGAGAAAUGGUCGAGGCCUAUUUAACCUUUUUCCAGUCAUCUGCUGGACAUCAAAUCUUCCCACUUGUGAAAUAUCCCUUGUUCAUUGAGACUAUCAGGCGUGCAUAUCAACGGCCGCAACAUCCAUCUGGAUCUCUCUCCGCGGUGUCUUGUGUUUAUGCUUUUGCGGCAUUUGUCACGGCCAUUGAUCUGCGGCGCCACAAUUUGCCUGCCAUUAGCGGUAAUGAUUAUGCCAAGGAAGCACAGCGUAUGUUGCCCACGGUAUCACAAACUCCAGCAACAUUGGAUGCUCUGCAAACGGUCCUGAUGCUGUGUGCCUUUCGACUGUUGUCUGGAGACCUGAGUUCUGCGGAUAUACUCCUCGCCAUUGGUGUACGUCUCCUUUUCCAGCUUGGCGGAAAUCAACUUCGCUGUCCAAAUGCCGCCAAAGAGGAAAGGGAUCAAGUAAGGACUCUGUUUUGGGUGUGUUACACCAUCGACAAGUGCCUCUUCCUCCGCACUGGUCGUCCUCCAUCUAUUCACGAUGAGGACUGUGACCUUACUCUCCCGUCUAAUUACAUCGCGAAAUCAUCAGAAAAGGCACUUGAAACAGAGGAAACCACAGAUUCUUGUACACCGUUAUUUCCAUGUGAUCUCCGUCUAAGCAUGGUUAUUUCAAACAUUUAUCGAGAGCUAUACUCUGUUCGAGGUCUUCAAAAAUCAGAUGCUGAAAUCCUCAUGGCAAUUCGAAAGCUUGAUCAUGACUUGGACGCUUGGAAAAUGUCGACACCUUCACAGAAAUGGUCACAGUCAUCUGCCUCUGAUAACCCUUCUAUCAGGAUGCUUGAUACACGCUUCCUCAUGAACAGACUGGAAUACCACCAGUGUAUGGGUAUCAUUCACCAGGCCAGCAGUCGGUGCAAAUCGUGGAGUGAGGAUACCGGUGAUAUGUCUAAGGGAAUAAAUUCCAGCUUGGCCUUAGCUGUUGAAGCUAGUCGAUCAUCGUUGCUGUAUUUGAAUUUAGUGCAAGGCACGCUUGAUGAGGGAACCGUUUGGUUCGCCAUGUUCUAUCCCAUCUCAGCUAUCAUGACCAUUUUCUGCCAUAUCCUCUUAAAACCGCAGGAUCCGCGCGCACCUGACGACCUUCAGCUGCUCAACAAGGUCCCCGUUCUGAUGCAGGCAGCAUUAGCUCACCGUUCGGAUUCUAUUGAGCCAAUGCACGUACAAUUUGUGGAGGAUUUUGUCGAGGAUUUAAGUCAUUUAGCAAAUUCUGCCAUUGCAAGGGAGUGA
Molecule: messenger RNA, 1602 nt
Organism: Penicillium vulpinum
Lineage: Eukaryota; Fungi; Ascomycota; Eurotiomycetes; Eurotiales; Aspergillaceae
Product: fungal specific transcription factor domain-containing protein
Exons: 4
Coding region: 1-1602 (533 amino acids)
Biological process (GO): DNA-templated transcription
Molecular function (GO): zinc ion binding; DNA binding
Source: RefSeq, a predicted model, not a curated record